Suillus discolor is the source of this 627-nucleotide messenger RNA. RefSeq names its product GTPase. Lineage: Eukaryota; Fungi; Basidiomycota; Agaricomycetes; Boletales; Suillaceae. The record is from RefSeq and is a predicted model, not a curated record. The transcript is spliced from 7 exons. Gene Ontology annotation, cellular component: recycling endosome. Gene Ontology annotation, molecular function: GTP binding; GTPase activity. Gene Ontology annotation, biological process: exocytosis. Bases 1 to 627 code for a protein of 208 amino acids.
AUGGCCGAAUAUGAUUAUCUCUUCAAGGUUGUUCUAAUUGGUGACUCUGGAGUCGGCAAAUCGAAUAUUCUCUCGCGAUUCACUCGUAAUGAGUUCAACCUGGAGUCGAAAUCAACUAUCGGUGUCGAGUUCGCAACCCGUUCGAUCACUGUUGACGGUAAGACAGUGAAGGCACAGAUAUGGGAUACUGCAGGCCAAGAGCGUUACCGCGCGAUCACCUCUGCGUAUUACCGUGGUGCCGUUGGUGCUCUGUUAGUGUAUGAUAUUGCUAAACAUGCAACGUACGUCAACGUAACGCGGUGGUUGAAGGAGCUCCGGGAUCACGCCGACUCGAACAUCGUUAUCAUGCUUGUUGGAAACAAGAGCGACUUGAAACACCUAAGGGCAGUUCCCACCGAGGAGGCGAAGUCCUUUGCAGCGGAGAAUGAGCUUUCGUUUAUCGAGACUUCGGCGCUGGACGCAUCAAAUGUCGAGUCAGCUUUCCAAACCAUCCUAACAGACAUCUACCGGAUCGUCUCGAGCAAGUCGCUUGAACAGUCUGCUGACCCCAUCAAGGGACCUACUAGUGAUACUAUUCCUGUAGCGAUUGACUCUUCCACACCUGCAACAGGUAGCAAAUGUUGUUAG